CCAGAACACACUUGACUUAACCCCGCGCUAUAAAUGUGGGAUCACGAUCGUUAUCAUACAAGACCACAAGUAGACCUUAGAGGUAGAAUCCCACACGACUACCAUCCCAGAGGCAGAGAUUACGGUAGAGACUACUAUCGUGACAGCAGUAGCAUAGGUAGCAGAAGCCGAAGUAGAAGCCGAGGUCGUUAUAGAUCACGCAGCAGAUCUCACUCGAGGGACAGAUAUUAUCACCGCAGGGAACGUAGAGAACGAGGUUAUUCAUACCGCUCUCCACCCCGUUACGUAUAUUACGAACGUCCUUCCUAUUCGCAAAAUUACUACGUUGAACGGAGUUACCCUAGAUAUCGCGACAAUAUGAGUGGUGGAAGAUCCUACGGCCGUCCUAAGACGUGCGACAACUGUGGCUCAUACGAUCACUUGCGAGCACAGUGUACCGAUCAGUUACAGUGUCACGCCUGUGGUGGCUACGACCACGUCAAGAGUGGCUGCCCCCACACCGGCGAAAUGUGCGAGGUGUGCGGCAAAAUAGGUCACUUGAAGAACAAGUGUCACCAGGCUGCCCGAGAGAACGCUCCUCCAGGAGGUGGCAGUAACAACGAGGGCCAGAGAGAGCGAGCCCCCCGCCCUCCACGUGGCGACAUUGCUGGCAAGAAAUGUGACAACUGCGGACAGUUCGGUCACCUGCGCGCCACCUGUGGAAAUCCUCCCGAGUGCCAUGCCUGUGGUGCUUUCGAGCACGUGAAGGCCGACUGCCCUCAUCUGGACAAGACGUGUGGCAUCUGCGGCAAGGUCGGUCAUUUGAAGGCCAAGUGUCACGCUGACGGCGGUGGUUCGUCACAAGGCCCUCCCCGCGAGCGUCGUCAAAGAGACAACAGAGACCAAGGCCCCAAGGUGUGCCGCAACUGCUCGUCCGCUGACCAUCUUGUAGCCAGCUGCCCCAACCCAAGGGAAUGCAAUGCGUGUGGGUCUAUAGAUCACAUGAAGGCUGACUGUGAGCAAGCCGACUCUACUUGUGGAACCUGUGGACGCGUCGGUCACCUCGAUAUUAAGUGUAGACAAGCGACGAAGUAGAGGAAUUACUAAAAUACGGUGCAGAUAUCUAUAUAGUAGUAGUCUCCGUGUGGGAUGGUUCGGAAGAGGUGCCAAUAUUCUUUUGGGUUAACUUUGCCAUUAAAGAAUAGCUGGCUUUAUAUACA
Sphaeroforma arctica JP610 is the source of this 1199-nucleotide messenger RNA. RefSeq lists its product as hypothetical. Gene Ontology annotation, molecular function: zinc ion binding; nucleic acid binding. The transcript has 4 exons. The record is from RefSeq and is a predicted model, not a curated record. Bases 34 to 1074 code for a protein of 346 amino acids. Lineage: Eukaryota; Ichthyosporea; Ichthyophonida.